This is a messenger RNA of Trichobilharzia szidati, 3147 nucleotides long. The record is from the annotation of a GenBank genome assembly. Lineage: Eukaryota; Metazoa; Platyhelminthes; Trematoda; Strigeidida; Schistosomatidae.
AUGAUGUCAACAGAAUGUACAACACUGGAAUCCUCAACUCCUUCUCAACCUUAUUCUUCCAGUAAAAUGUUUACAUGUGAUCAUCAGAACAGUGUGAUUAACAAUUCCUAUGCAUCUGCAAACACACUAAUUAAAAAUUUCCCAUUUCCUACUUUUACUACUCCGGCUACGACUAGUGCUACUACUAAUAAUUUCCUAUCAUCAUUGAAUUCAACAAUAACAACAUCUGCCUUUCUACCUGUAACUCCAUCAUCGACACUAUCAUCCGCAACAGACAAAAAAUUAUCGAAUAUAGAAAUCAGUCAAGAAAAAGACAUAAACAGCGGAAAUUUUCACCUAGCCCCACAAGAUUCGUAUCCCAGUGAAUGUAAAUCAUCCUCAUCAUAUCUAUCAAAUCAACAAAUUAAUUCGUGUAAAUAUACCUUACCAAUAAGAGAAAUGUCGAUUUCACCUAAUCCAUUUAUUAAUAAAAUGAAUACUACAGAUGUAAUUAAAUCGCAUCAUUCACUUCGAUCAGUUACAACAACAACAACAACAACUAAACGAGUAAAAGAUCAUCAAACUGUUUAUCAUAAAUUCACUAAACAUUGUACUGGAUGUAAUCAACCUAUCUUAGAGAAACUUUAUCUUGGAUUAUCAGAUGGACAAUUAUGGCAUAUGAAUUGUUUAAUUUGUUAUACAUGUGGAAAGUGUUUAGAUAAAGAAAUUAGUUGUUUUAAUCGAUAUGGACAAAUUUAUUGUAGAAAAGAUUAUGAACAACUUUUUGGACCAAUCAAACCGACACCGGUAUGUACACACUGUAAACAAUUAAUCAAUCCAAAUGAAUUAGUCCUAAGAUCAAUAAAUCAAUUAUUAUUUCAUUCAGAAUGUUUUUCAUGUAAUAUAUGCCAUCGUAUAUUAAAAUGUGGUGAUCGAUAUGAAUUAAAUAUAAUCAAUAAUCAACCAAUAUGUUGGGAACACUGUCACCGUAACCUUCAUCAUCAUCAUCACCAACAUACCAAUCAGUCAUUUCAGCCUUUUCCUCAUCAUGUAUGGAGUCCGUUAACAGCUACCCAUAAUAAUAGUAAUAGUGAACAAAUUAUCAGUUCAACGCAUGGAUACGAAGAUGAAAAUAAUUUAAAAACAAAUACUCAUCAAGAUGAAAUAUCAUUCAAAGGAAUCAACAAUCAGCCACUUUGUUCAACUGAUGAAAAUAAUCAUGCAAAGUUAUUUAAUGUUGGCCAAGUUACCUCAAGCAGGAGUGUUGAUCAGGAUGUUGACGAAUUACCGAAAAAUGCUGUUUUCCAAAUGGAACCACAUGAAAACAAUAAUAAUAAGUCUAAUUUUGUUGAAAGUAGUAUGGAAAAACCAAAGGCAGCAGUCAGUAGUAUCGCUGAUAAACAGGAGUAUAAAAGUGAGACAAGUAAAAUAAAUCCAUAUUUCAUUCCACUAAUCAAUAAAAAUAAUUCAUUAAUCGAUUCACCGUCUAACGAUUCAUCCUUCAUUCAGACAAAUAAAUCUUCGAAUGUACCAUUUCAUUAUUUGCCUCCAUUGUUACGUCAUUCAUCACCCAACAGUUUGCCAUUUAUCCCAUUCAAUCCAUUGUGCAAAUUAGAAAAUAAUCCUUUAGGAAUGGGGUUACCAAUGCCUUCUUCACCCCUGUGUCCCUCUUAUCCUUCCUCAUUAACAUCCUCCUCAACAACGUUGUCAACUUUUCCUUCUACAACAGCUAGUUUGUCAUUUACAUCAGGAGGUAUACCUCAUUUUACAAAUAUUACUACAACAACAACAACAACACCAGAGACAACAUCACUACUGCUUCCCCCACCCCCAAUUCCACUAUCCACAUCAUCAUCAUUAUCAUUGUCACCACCAUCAUCGUCAUCUGGAAUGAGAUUCAUGACAAAACAUUUCGAUAUUUCCCCACUGAAUUAUUCAUCAUUACUAUCUUCAAAUCAUUCUUCAUCAAUUAUUGAUUUUAUUGAUUCAAAGAAUUCUUUAUCACAUGGCAAUCCUACUGAUUCAACAUCACUGUUAAUUCAACAAGUACAACAGAAAAGAAAUCGUAAACGUCGAAAUGGUAUCAACCAAGUAUUCGACAACGAUUGUUUUAAUGCCAGUGGCAAUUUCUGUCUUGGAAUAAAUGCUAGACAAAAACGCAUGCGUACAUCAUUCAAGCAUCAUCAACUGAGAACAAUGAAAGCCUAUUUCAAUAUGAAUCAUAAUCCUGAUGUUAAAGACUUGAAAGUGUUGACAGAGAAGACAGGAUUAUCAAAACGUGUUUUGCAAGUUUGGUUUCAAAAUGCUCGCGCAAAAUACCGACGUAAUUUAGUUCGUCAAGAGACACCAACAUCUGUAAAUAGUAGUGGGAACAAUAACAACAACAACAAUAACAAUAAUCAUACUCACAGCAAGACAAACAAUCUAAUGUCUUCGUCCAACGGUGGUUCGUCUUCAGAAAUGCUUGUCAAUUCAAUAUCAGAAUGUGACAGUCAGUCUAGUCAUAUUAAUCAAGAUGAAUAUACUACUACUGCUACUACUGUUAGUCAGACAACACCAUCUUCAGCGUCUCCGCAUAAAAAUGAUCUGAUUCAAGAUGAUGAUCGUGAUGAUGAUGAUGAUGACGGUGUUGUGGAUGAUGAUGAGGAUGAUGGAGACGAAGUCGAAUACGAAGACGACGGUGGUGGAAGAAAUAAUGAAAGCAAAGAGAAUGAUAAAUAUGAAUGUCUACACAAUGAUAAUCCUUAUUGCAAGAAUGAUGAACAAUCCAAUAAAUUUGACUUGUUCACCUGUAGAGAUAAUCAUCAUCACUUUCAGUAUCCGCAUUGUCAGCGAUUAACGGAGCAAACAGAUAAGUUAUUUACCCAUAAAGGACAACAACAACAAAUUAUUGAUUUUCCACCAUGUAUCACGUCAAUGAACUCAUCGACAUUAUCUCCUGCUUUUACAGACCAUAUGGUAGCACCACAACAUAGUAAUAAUGGUAAUGCUAAUAAUACUAGUUGUAAUAUCAAUACUUAUGGAUUAUUACAAACAAAUAAAAUGUUUCUUGAAAAUGAACAUCAGCUCACUACAAACUUAAUAAACUAUCCAAAUGAAUUGAACAACUUUCUUCUACCGAAUAAAUGUCCUACAGUGAAUCGUUUCCCGUUAACUGGUAUUCAUUGA